Molecule: messenger RNA, 93 nt
Organism: Phytophthora nicotianae INRA-310
Lineage: Eukaryota; Oomycota; Peronosporomycetes; Peronosporales; Peronosporaceae
Exons: 1
Coding region: 1-93 (30 amino acids)
Source: RefSeq, a predicted model, not a curated record
AUGGUAACGCGCUCUUCGGCAUUUAACGAUAUCAAGUUUGGCCAAACCAUCAGCGCCGUCACAAUUUGGUCGGCAAGCGAGUUGACGCUGUGA